GGAACAGUCAGAGUAAUAUAAGGUUUAAUAUACAUCUAAAUAGGUUAUAUAGUCAAAAUAACCUACACAAUAAGCAGCGUGAGGUAUUUAAGCAGAGAAACAAAUCUUUGAUGUACUAUUCAGCAGCUACUGUACUAUUUGUAUUAGGUGCUAGUUACGCUGCUGUACCAAUGUAUAGAGCUUUCUGUUCUGCGACUGGAUUCGCAGGUACACCAAUGACAGAUCCAAGUAGAUAUACUGCAGAUAGACUUAUACCAACAGAGGAGAGUGCUUCCAAUAAGAGGAUUACGGUAAAGUUCGCCGCUGAAGCUAGCGAUAUGUUACCUUGGAAGUUUACACCACAACAAAAAGAAAUCAAGGUUUUACCAGGAGAGAGUGCAUUAGCAUUUUAUACAGCUACUAAUAAAUCUGAUGAAGAUAUCAUUGGUAUUGCUACGUAUAACGUCACACCAGGGAAAAUUGCACCAUAUUUUGCGAAAGUUGAAUGUUUCUGCUUUGAAGAGCAGCGUUUAUUAGCGGGUGAAACGGUAGAUUUACCAAUUUUGUUCUUUAUAGACAAAGACUUCCUUGAUGAUCCGUCAAUGAGAGGUGUAGAUGAUGUGGUACUUAAUUAUGUAUUCUUCAAAGCCAAGCAUGAUAGACGUGGUCAACUCAUACCCGUCGGUGUACAAGAAGGCGUUGAUGUUCAUGAUAUUUCAACUCCUAAUAUUGUUAAAUAGAUAGAUUUCAGAAAUUUAUAAUAAUAAUACAUUAAAAUGCUAAA
This is a messenger RNA of Wallemia mellicola CBS 633.66, 763 nucleotides long. RefSeq lists its product as hypothetical. Bases 111 to 719 code for a protein of 202 amino acids. Gene Ontology annotation, cellular component: mitochondrial inner membrane. The transcript has 3 exons. The record is from RefSeq and is a predicted model, not a curated record. Gene Ontology annotation, molecular function: copper ion binding. NCBI's taxonomy places the organism in Eukaryota, Fungi, Basidiomycota, Wallemiomycetes, Wallemiales, Wallemiaceae.